AUGAAGCGCUGCAGGGCGCUGCCUCCCCGGGGCAGCCCGCUGAGAAGCGGGGCCGAGGCGGGUAAGGAACCUCCCCUCCCAACCCCGUCCUCUCCGUCCCCACACCUGCUCGGGGCGGGCGGCAGCGGCACCACGUGUCGGGGCGGGGAGCUGCGGCGGAGCCACCCCCAGAGCCGCAGCGGCAGCAGCGGAGCCGAGCUAAAGCCAGGUUUACCGCAUCCCACAUCCCGCAGCCGCAUCCCCCGCCUGGUCCUCCGGCCGCAGCAGAAGGUAUCCCCCGCUUCCGAGUCGCCCUUUUCGGAAGAAGAGAGCCGAGAAUUUAACCCCCUCAGUUCCCCCGGGGGCUCCGGCCGGACCGUCAGUAGCAACAGCUUUUGCUCAGAUGACACUGGCUGUCCUAGUAGCCAGUCAGUAUCUCCAGUUAAGACUCCUUCUGAUGCUGGAAUCAGUCCAAUCAGUUUUUGCACUGGCAGCGAUGGAGACUUCUCCAAGAAGAAAUUCAGUCCAGGGUCAAUGAGUGAAGGGAACCCACAGCUGGUUCGAUAUAAGAAGGAGACAAAGACAAGCCUUGUAAAGCCUG
Molecule: messenger RNA, 580 nt
Organism: Mesitornis unicolor (brown roatelo)
Lineage: Eukaryota; Metazoa; Chordata; Aves; Mesitornithiformes; Mesitornithidae
Product: syntabulin-like
Exons: 3
Source: RefSeq, a predicted model, not a curated record